Molecule: messenger RNA, 2040 nt
Organism: Venustampulla echinocandica
Lineage: Eukaryota; Fungi; Ascomycota; Leotiomycetes; Helotiales; Pleuroascaceae
Exons: 3
Coding region: 1-2040 (679 amino acids)
Biological process (GO): peptidyl-lysine monomethylation
Cellular component (GO): nucleus
Molecular function (GO): protein-lysine N-methyltransferase activity
Source: RefSeq, a predicted model, not a curated record
AUGGUUCUAGAUCAACCAAAGAUAGAUGCUCUGCUGCAGUGGGCUGAGGUCAAUCAUACCAGUCUUCAUCCCCAUGUCGAGAUUUAUCAGGACCCAGUCACCGGCCUGUCAUUCCGGGCAGUUGAGGACAUUCCCUCUGGCGACAAACUGGUCAACUGUUCUUAUCACACAGCCUUGUCUUAUCUGAAUGCCAUCCAUGGAUCUGCUCAAUUCCACCUUCAUGAAUCUCCGCGAUUUCCGCGUGAAUUUCUCGAUGAAUUGGGCCACGAUGAUCCGCAUAUUAUUGGGCAUUUCUUCUUAAUCCAGCAAUACUUGAUGGGUGCGGAGUCCUUUUGGUGGGACUAUAUUCGCCUCCUCCCACAACCAGACCAGCCAAAGGACAUGGGCCUUCCCAUCUGGUGGCCCGAAGCCGAUCGAAAGUUUCUUGCUGGGACAAAUGCUGAGCCUCCAAUAAGACUAAGACAGCGCGUAUGGAGGGAUCAGUGGAAGCAAGGAAUUAAUCUCCUUGAGAAUCGCUGGGAAAAUUUGGAGGCCUACACCUAUAUUCUUUAUAAGUGGGCUGCAACCAUAUUUGGAACACGAAGUUUCCGUGCCUCGUUAACCAUUCCCGAGGAGAUGAUAGGAAGUUCCUAUCCUAGUGUGCAGGAACGGGUCGAGAUUCUAGAUCAUAUCAAAAAGGAUCGAUUCUCUGUUCUUCUCCCAGUUUUGGAUAUAGGGAACCACGACGGACUCGAUUUCGUUAAAUGGUCCAAGGCCCCAGAAACGGAGCAGUUCAUUCUUUCCACGUCCAAAGAAGUGACGCAAGGUGCCCAAAUAUAUAACUUUUACGGCCACAAGUCAAAUAGUGAGCUGCUAGUGGGAUACGGGUUCACAAUUCCUCCUACCAUGUAUCAGGAUGUCGUCAACCUCAAAUUGACCCCUACUUCUGAUGCUACUCAACUGCGCCGUAGUCAAACUUGCCAUAGACGUCCUCGUCCUGAUCAAACAACUGGAGAAUUUAUGUUCCGAAUGCGAUACCAAACCUCCCCUGGGAAGCAUACAGGCACUAUUUUCGGCUUAAAAUACUUCUCUCACGGGCUGUUCGAGACCAUGGUCUGUAUGGUAGCGAAUUCCAGGGAGCGCCGGUUUAUUCAAGAAAAUCUUGGAUAUUGUCUCGAGAGGGACAGUGAUAUGUUUUCCAAGCCUUUAUACCGAGCUGUCUCUCGUGUUCUGCCCAUUCUGUCCGCUAAGCUUGAAUCUGAAAUCGGGAGAAUCCGAGAUAGUGAAGCCGAGUUAGGUAACCCUCAGAAUGAGAAUCAGAAACUAGCAUUGGACUAUAGGAACAGACAGCUUGGUGUCCUCGAGACUGCUCUCGCACCUAUCAUCCACCAGAUCCAUGAAGCGUCUUCAUUAAGCUCUUUCUGUCAACAUCCUCGCCAUCAGGCAUCCCCACCACAUCCAGACUACGCCCAUAUAACGGAUAUCCAAGCCAAUCUUUUGUCUCUAGAAUGUGCUUUUGAUUGGCUGCAUAUCUACUACCCAGAUAUCCACGAUUCACUCGUGCGAAUCAUUGCCGAUGACCAGGAAGAACAUCUACCCUUAAACUGGAGUAUCUUAGUAGAAGACUGGGAUAACGCAUACUGGAUAGUCUGGAUCUAUCUGAUAUGGAAGCUAUGGGCACUCGAUAGACAAGCUUUCGAGCUGCGGCACGGCAAUUUGAGAUCUUGGUUGCCUGAGAUGACUUUGGCUUACAAUUACGAAUCGUUCCGUGAAGGCGGCCAAUGUGGGGACUUCUACUCAGAUCCCUCAGAGCACGAAACGAUCAACCACACAAUCCAACAGAUUGACCUUCUUCCUCAGUUCAGUGCUAUCCACAACCCGGAAAACCUAUCUUGGGAAAAACUACGGAACUUUGCGAGUUUAAUCGCAUUGGAAGAGACUAUCCCGGCUACUUUCAACAUGGACCAUGGGGGGUCGAUUGAGCAGAAGGUACUUGUUUUGCCAGCGAGCAAACGAAACAAGGCGUUUCCUGGGCCUUGGCCACUGAACAGGAGAGCUUAG